AUGGUGUACGAUUGGGCUGGUAAGCGGGAAAUCUGCUUCCAGAUGUACAUUCAGGAAAAGAAGGCGUUGGAGGAGAUUAUGGACAAACGAGCGUUUCAGACUCAAUUCAAGCGAUGGGGAUUUCCAUCUAAACAAAACCCGGCGCACAAGAAUGUCGAGCUCGUCGCACGAGUCAAACAGCUUUGGGAAAGCAACACAAGCCAGCGGGAUAUGCUCCGCAUUUUGAACGAUGAAGGCUUCGCGAUAAAGGAGAGAGAGUUGAUGCGAGUGCGCGCGAAGAAUCGGUGGCUGCUCCGAGUGCCCAACGGAAUGAAGUCUCACGCAAAUGUCGAGGCGCCACCGGUCCACCCAGAAGAUGAAGGAUUACUUGCCUUGCAGCAGGAGGUUUACAAGGUCGAAAGCGCUCUGGACGACCCAAAUUCUUUGACAGCUGAGCCAGAUGUGGAGCGUCCAACAACCGAGUCACCUGGACUGUCCCCAGAAGCCAUCGCCAAACGCCAGGAGCGGCUGGACCGCCUGAAGGCAGAAAGUGCAGAGCGAUGGGCUUCCCGAAAACGUCGUCGUCGUACUCGAGGAUGGGCAGGAUUGCCAGCCGACCCUCCGGGUCCUCCUCGGUUCCCCUCGGAGACGACCAUUGAUGAAAGCAAACAAUAUUUAAACUUGGACAACACCAUGUACCGACAGACCAGAGAUCAUUUUCAGCGAAUUUGCGAGGAAGCAGGCUUCAUUAAAAAAACGGCAGCUGGCCCAGAAAGAUGGCAGGCGGCAAAAGAAAAAUUAAUACAGGAAUCUCCUCAUCUUCAGCAAGUGUUCAAUACAGAUCCUAGCCAACGCGAUGCAAAGGUUCUUGCGCUCGAUGUUGUUUGUACCGAUGUCACCAAGCGGAUGCGGACUCUGGAGAGGCGAAUGACUAUUGCCGAGGCGAAGAAUGCCUUGGGCAUUAAUCCGGAGGAAAGUCGACAGAUUCGAAACGCUUUUUAUGAGACGUUGAAGGUAGAUCAUUUCACGAGCAAGUUCGAGGCCGGUGAUGAACAUUGGAGAGAAUUGAAAGAGCAAUGGGUCGGGAACUCUGAGCUACUCCGACGAAUCCUCGCCCCUGGACAAGCUGAUCCAGACCACGGCAAUAAACUGAAAGCCCUGGAAGUACUUUGUCGCGAUGUCAUGAAAAGACUUCGUGAUGACCAGACAAAGCGAGAUCCGGCGCGUAAGAGAUCUUCAGCACGCGCCCAGUCUCGAACCUCGACACCUACCAACACAUCGAUGGGCAAUAUGUUGGGGUUGGGCAAUGAGAUUAGCAAUGGGAUUAGUACCCUGGCGUCUCAGGCACUAGCAAGUGCCCCCAUCACGGCUACUGAUAUCGGUGAUAUGCAAAUCGACCCUUCUCUGCUCCAGGCUGCUAACGACCCAUCCUUCUCUACCAAUUCACAGCACGACACGGGCAAUGCCUUUGAAUAUGUGGAUCCCAUGCUCAGCUCAGCUUUGCUACCAACCCCCGUGUAUUUCCAAAUUGGUUCCGAGAGCCAGUCUCAGGAGACGGCUAGGAAAUCCUGGCCUGAAAAACUAGCCACGCGCACAGUGGAUGAGCUCAGGCAAUUAUUUGCCGCUAGGCAUCCUUAUUCCAUCAUCACCCGAAUUGAGGGUGUUGAUAGAGAUCAGGAUGGGAAUGAGAUGCUAUUUUCGAUUGACGAAGACCACGAAUUGGAUGCUUAUUUGACCCAUGUCCACGGACGAAAGGCGCUUCUUGUGUUUACGCUGAGCCAGAUCUGA
Penicillium nucicola is the source of this 1767-nucleotide messenger RNA. Its product is annotated as Clr5 domain-containing protein. The transcript is spliced from 2 exons. Bases 1 to 1767 code for a protein of 588 amino acids. The record is from RefSeq and is a predicted model, not a curated record. NCBI's taxonomy places the organism in Eukaryota, Fungi, Ascomycota, Eurotiomycetes, Eurotiales, Aspergillaceae.